AUGUGCUUGAAUGGUGAAUUUAUUUUACCAUUUUCGUCAUCAAAGAAAAUAUUGUCAACUGGUGAAGAAAUACACAUUUCUUCAAAAAAGAAAGUAAAACCCCCCAAAUCUAAAGUUAAAUCUACUCACGUUUUUAAAUCUCAACCUGAUAAAAGUGCUCGUUUUAAUGAAGUCAACAUUCAAAUGAUUUCUCAAACUCUGUACAAUCAGUUAUUUAGUGAAUCAUCAAAAUGUGAAAUUAGUGAAAAAGAUUUGGAAAAAUUACAUCGAGAUUUAAGUAAACAUGGUAUGCUAGAAUCAAAAAUUGAAUGCCAGCCAAAUAUCGAAUUAAAAUUGCCACCCUUGGUGGGUAAAAAUGUGGAAGAACAUUUUGCAAAUAUUGCUGAGGAACAGAGUGGACCAUAUAGAAAUAUAUUAGAAAAUUUGAUUAAUAAUCAGUUACCAGACAUGCCUACAGAAUGGGUAUUCACAAGUGGUUGGACAAAGUAUACUAAAUCGGGUGCCCAACAAGUGGAUUAUCCAACAGAUGAUGCUUUAGUUUUUGAUGUUGAGGUAUGCAUGUCUGAAGGAAAACUUCCUACAAUAGCUUGUGCUGCAAGCAGUGAUGCUUGGUAUAGUUGGUGUAGUCCAUCCUUAAUCGACUCAGAAUAUUCUAUGAUUUAUCAACAUUUAACAACAGAUUUAUUAAUUCCAUUAGAAAGUAGUCAUUGCCAAUUGCCUUCGGAUUUUGAACAAAAACACUUAUGUCCUCGAAUUAUUAUAGGACACAAUGUUUCUUAUGAUAGAGCUAGAAUUAAAGAACAAUAUUGGCUUCAGCACACUGCCCUUCGUUUUGUUGAUACCAUGUCUCUGCAUGUCUGCAUAAGUGGAAUAACAAGUUAUCAGAGAGCAAUGCUUUCAAGUAAAUCAGAUAAAGAGCCUUCUUUUGAAGAUCAGUUUUGGAUAUCACAAGCUUCUUUAAAUAGCUUGAGUGAAGUUUAUAAGUUAUACUGUAAAAAGACUUUAGAUAAACUGCCUCGAAAUGUAUUUGUUGAAGGAACAUUAAAUGAUGUCCGAGAAGAUUUUCAGAACCUUAUGUCAUAUUGUGCAAAUGAUGUAAAAGCUACUUACAAUGUGAUUGAAAACAUUUUUCCUUUGUUCAAGGAACGGUUUCCUCAUCCAGCUACAUUUGCUGGAAUGCUUGAAAUUGGGUCUGCUUAUUUACCUAUAAAUUCCAAUUGGCUUCGAUAUAUAUCGGAUUGUGAUAGUACCUUUGAAGAUCUUGGUUUGGAAGCAAAAUUUCUUUUAUCACGGAGGGCCAAUGAAGCUUGUAAGUUGAUGCACGAUGAGAUGUAUAAAAAGGAUUUAUGGAUGUGGGAUCAGGAUUGGUCUACAAAAUCUAUUAAUUUAAAAAGACCUGUGAAAAUUAAAUUAAGAAAAUUACAAAAUUUUGAAUAUGAAAUAAAUCAUGAUGAAACAAUAGAUGAGUUAGAGGAAAAUUUUCAAAAAUUGGAAAAAAAGUUUUCCAAUUUGUUUGAUAUGAAAAGUUUAUUGCCGGUUAAAAGACCUUUAUUGCCUGGUUACCCAGCAUGGUAUUGUAAACUAUGUGAAAAACCAUCAGAAGAUUCUAACUGGCAUCCUGGUCCUCAAAAUAUUUCAACGUCAAUGCAAAUUACACCAAAAUUGUUGAGAUUAAGCUGGGAAGGUUAUCCCUUACAUUAUAUUCGAGGCCAAGGUUGGGGUUUUAUUGUACCAUAUAAAUCAAAACGAGAAGAUGAUGAAAUCACUGGACAAUUGCCAUUAGAUGAAUUGGUUCAAAAAUGCCCAGUUGCUACACCAAAUGUUUCUGCUACUGAAUCUCAAAGUGAAUUAGUGAUGGAUACGCUUUGGAAAAGCGUUCAGGAAAAUAUUUCAAAAAAAGAAUAUUGGAACAAGCCUAGGAAGAAAAUACCACCAUACCAAGGAACUGGUGUAUGGUGUAAUGUUGAUUUAGAAGAAUGUGCUUGGUUUAUUAGGCUUCCACAUAAAGAUGGGGUAUCUAAGAAAGUUGGUAAUCCACUUUCUCGUGAUUUUUUAAACAAAUUUUCUGAAAAUGUGUUAGCUGGUGAUGAUCAAUGUGCAGAGACAGUGAUACAUAUAGCUAGAAAACUUUCAUACUGGAAAAAUAAUCAUGAUAGAAUAAAACAACAGAUGGUAGUUUGGUUAAAGAAAAAUGAGCUUCAGGAAAUUGUUCCUAUUUCAAAAAUGGAAUUUGGCGCCAUAAUACCCCAGAUUGUAGUAUGUGGAACCCUCACUCGAAGAGCAAUGGAAGCAACUUGGCUAACAGCUAGUAAUGCCCAAAAGGAUCGUUUAGGUUCCGAAUUAAGGGCAAUGGUUCAGGCUCCACCAGGUUAUAGUAUUGUUGGGGCUGAUGUUGAUUCUCAAGAACUGUGGAUUGCAUCUGUAAUAGGUGAUAGCCAUGCAGCUGGAAUACAUGGUGCUACUCCAUUUGGUUGGAUGACAUUAAGUGGGAGUAAAUCUGAAGGCACAGACAUGCAUAGUGUUACAGCAAAAGCUAUUGGUAUUUCAAGAGACCAUGCCAAAGUUAUAAAUUAUGCCAGAAUAUAUGGUGCUGGGCAAAAUUUUGCUGAACAAUUGCUGAAGCAGUUCAAUCCCACAAUGACCACAGCAGAGGCUCGAAAUAAAGCUAAAAGAAUGUUCUCAUUAACCAAAGGGAAAAGAGUAUACUAUUUAAAAGAUAAUAUUGCAAUUGAAAAUAAUUUGGAUAUGCAAUUGAGCCACAAAAAUGGCUACACUGGAUAUGAAGCUUUAAAAAUGUCUGCAGUAUAUGGAAAAAGUGUCACAGAAAUGUUUGGAAAGCCGAAAUGGGAAGGUGGUACUGAAUCUGCUAUGUUUAACAGACUUGAGGAAAUUGCAGGAUCGGCUAAUCCUGUUACUCCCUUUUUGGGAGGAAGGUUAAGUAGAGCCUUGGAACCAAAUGAAGCCAUUGACAAUGAUAGAUUUUUGCCCACACGGAUAAAUUGGGUUGUUCAAAGUGGAGCAGUUGACUUCUUACAUCUGAUGUUGGUUUCAAUGAGACAUCUCAUGGGAAAAAGUUUAAGAUUCUGUCUUUCAUUUCAUGAUGAGGUUCGCUAUCUUGUAAAAGAUGAAAGUAAAUAUGAAGCAGCACUUGCCAUGCAUAUUACAAACCUCCUUACAAGAGCGUUUUGCAUACAAAGAUUGGGACUCAAUGAUCUUCCGCAAUCAGUGGCUUUUUUCUCAUCUGUCGAAGUCGACAAAGUUCUCCGCAAGGAAGCUACAGCUGAUUGUGUGACUCCUUCCAAUCCUCGGGGAUUGCAAGCAGCCUAUGGAAUUUCUCCUGGCGAAUCAUUGGAUAUAAUAUCUGCACUUAAAAAGGCUGAAGAAGAGAAAUUGAAAAAGUCUAAAAAUGCAUCUACUGCAAUUGAGAAUAAAAUUACUAAAAAAGCGUUAAACAAAAAUAGAAGAAUUAUUGUAAUAAAUAAACAAAAGAUAUAA
Ctenocephalides felis (cat flea) is the source of this 3495-nucleotide messenger RNA. RefSeq names its product DNA polymerase subunit gamma-1, mitochondrial-like. Gene Ontology annotation, biological process: mitochondrial DNA replication. The record is from RefSeq and is a predicted model, not a curated record. NCBI's taxonomy places the organism in Eukaryota, Metazoa, Arthropoda, Insecta, Siphonaptera, Pulicidae. Gene Ontology annotation, molecular function: DNA-directed DNA polymerase activity; DNA binding; 3'-5' exonuclease activity. Gene Ontology annotation, cellular component: mitochondrion; gamma DNA polymerase complex.